Molecule: messenger RNA, 561 nt
Organism: Gaeumannomyces tritici R3-111a-1
Lineage: Eukaryota; Fungi; Ascomycota; Sordariomycetes; Magnaporthales; Magnaporthaceae
Exons: 2
Coding region: 130-390 (86 amino acids)
Source: RefSeq, a predicted model, not a curated record
AAGAAGGGACAGACACAAUAAAUUAACGAGGCUCUUGGCACUGCCAUAUCUCGGGCGACAGGGACGCGAGACAUCUCUUCUAGAACCAGGACAGCCAGAUUUGACGCGCCAAAUCGCACCGCGGAUCCGAUGCCCGCCAACACCAAACCGACGCCGGCAGACAUCCACUACGGCCCGCCACCCGAGGCCAGCCCAGUCGCCGAGGCCGCCGGACACUGCAUGAGCCGCUGGCUGUCCCAGUCGGCGGCCCAAGAUCCCUGGUCCCCGCAUCGCGUCGCCCCAGGGGGCCACGGCCCCGGCCGGCACUCGGAAGUUUUGUGGGCCGCGCCUGGAGACGUCGGGUGCGAGGGCUGGAGUACCCGGGCGACGCAGGGGAGCGCGCGGUCGUGAUGGAGUGAGCUGAGCGGUUGGAGGCAUAUGUGUUCGUUGUAGGGGGAGGUACCCUGUUUGCUUGGGAUUUUUUUUUUUUUGUUGUUGUGGGAUUUCAACCCUUGGCUUGCACUCGUGUCAAACCCGCCAAGUUGGAUAUAUGCGUACCUACCUCUUAUGGAUGCAUUGUUU